Acinonyx jubatus (cheetah) is the source of this 5354-nucleotide messenger RNA. RefSeq names its product MIER1 transcriptional regulator (gene MIER1). Gene Ontology annotation, cellular component: nucleoplasm. NCBI's taxonomy places the organism in Eukaryota, Metazoa, Chordata, Mammalia, Carnivora, Felidae. The coding region runs from base 1386 to 2972 and encodes 528 amino acids. The record is from RefSeq and is a predicted model, not a curated record. Gene Ontology annotation, biological process: negative regulation of transcription by RNA polymerase II. The transcript is spliced from 14 exons. Gene Ontology annotation, molecular function: transcription corepressor activity; histone deacetylase binding.
UAUUAUUGGACAUAAGAAUUUCAAGUUAAUGUUGAAUCUUUGGAAAAAGGAAACUGGUUAAUAGAGUCUAGACUGUUAAGGGAAUACAAAUUUAAGCAAACAGCCCAUGUUGCACUGUAAGUGAAGUAUAAAAGAAAAACUGUGUAUGUGCACAUUUAUGCAGUAUAUUAUAGUGCUGGCAUCACAUUUGGAAGGAAUGACUUUUUAUACUGAACUGGUUGAUAUGGGCAAUCAUUUUUUGAAAUUGCAUUAAAAACCCUUGAACAUUUGAGGGAAAACGGGCUUUUUGAAAUUAAGGCUUAAACUCCUGGUUUAGUAAAAUGUGUUAGUGCAUGUUUUAAUAUCACCUUUGUAUUAGCCAGUAUCUGCGUUAGUAAUGGAAAUGAAACAUGUUUGUUAUUUUGCAGUCAUUGACCCUGCAGUCAUUAGAAUUGGUUUCAAGGCCAAUUGGCAGUUCUAGGCCAGUAUUUUAAAAUAAACUUUCAAACUGUAGGCAUUUCAGGCAUUGCAAAUAAGCAGGUUUUCCCUCUCUGCAGUCAAGUCGGAGAUUAUUUAUAUCUAUCAAAGAGCAGCUUUUCAGUAUUUCGCAUUUUGAAAUUUUCUCCAGUUGUGCAAAAUUCAAACAUUGCACAAUUAUGUUGCUCCUGGCAUCUCAGGAAGCGUGUGAGGAAAAGCAGAUGAGAUGUGAGGAUGGCAUACUACCUAUCCACAGUCCCUUAAUCUCUGACCUUUAAGGUUUGGGGAUGUGGGAUUUUACAUUUCCCGUCGGGAAUCAACGGAGAGAGAAAUACUUAUCAAGAGACAACCGCUUUCAAAGCGCACUACUUUGUGCCUUUGCCGUUGUUGCAUCACAGCAACAUCCGUUUUCAGCAAAUGCUCUUCGAAAAAGGCCUACAUGUAGAAUGUAACGUAUCUUUUCCCCUGCGAUGUGAAUGCUGGACACAGUUUUCUGGGCACUUUCCCUUGACCUCUCUGGUCCCUUAGAACCCUCUCCAGCUGGAGUCGCGGAUCCGCUAAGGGCAGGGGAGGCGCCCCGCGCGGAGAAGCCCACCUACCCCCCACACCCACCUUGACUCCGCCCCCUCCGCGCUCCUCCCGGGGAAGGCUUCCGCGGGGCCGCGCGCGCGCGCGCCCGCCCCUGCUCCUGCGCGCGCUCAGGCUUUUUCCCUCCAGUCCAGCUCGGCCGGGGCGCCGCGAGGGGGCGGAGUGGGGUGUGGUGGGCGCGCUCGGGCGGCUCCUGCGCGUUCCCGCCGAGGCAGCGGCGGCGGGAGCGGUAGAGACGGCGGCGGCGGCGGCUGGAGUCCCGUUGCCGACUCUCACAUCCGGGUUCUGGCCGUGACCCAGCUGCGGCCGCCGCGGAGAUGUGACCCGUCAGUACGGCAAAUAUGGCGGAGCCAUCUGUUGAGUCUUCAAGUCCAGGAGGUUCAGCAACGUCAGAUGACCAUGAAUUUGAUCCAUCAGCUGACAUGCUGGUUCAUGAUUUUGAUGAUGAACGAACAUUAGAAGAGGAAGAAAUGAUGGAAGGAGAAACAAACUUCAGUUCUGAAAUAGAGGAUCUUGCAAGGGAAGGAGACAUGCCAAUUCAUGAACUUCUCAGUCUUUAUGGUUAUGAUAGUACUAUUCGACUCCCUGAAGAAGAUGAGGAGGAGGAGGAAGAGGAAGAAGAAGGUGAAGACGAUGAAGAUGCUGAUAAUGAUGAUAACAGUGGCUGUAGUGGGGAAAAUAAAGAAGAGAAUAUAAAGGACUCAUCAGGUCAAGAGGAUGAAACUCAGUCUUCCAAUGAUGAUCCGUCACAAUCUGUUGCUUCUCAAGAUGCCCAAGAAAUAAUCCGGCCACGUCGAUGUAAAUAUUUUGAUACAAGAAAUAAUUGUCUAAGGAUGCGGUUUUCUAAGAUUGGAAUUAUCCUAGAUAGCGAAAUAGAAGAAGAAUCUGAAGAAGAUGAAGAUUAUAUUCCAUCAGAAGACUGGAAAAAGGAGAUUAUGGUGGGCUCCAUGUUUCAAGCAGAGAUUCCAGUUGGCAUUUGUAGAUACAAAGAAAAUGAAAAAGUAUAUGAAAAUGAUGAUCAGCUCCUGUGGGACCCUGAGUACUUACCAGAAGAUAAAGUGAUUGUAUUUCUUAAGGAUGCAUCUAGAAGAACAGGUGAUGAGAAAGGUGUAGAAGCAAUUCCUGAAGGAUCUCACAUAAAAGACAAUGAACAGGCAUUAUAUGAAUUGGUUAAAUGCAAUUUUGACACAGAAGAAGCACUGAGAAGAUUAAGAUUUAAUGUAAAAGCGGCUAGAGAGGAAUUAUCUGUUUGGACAGAAGAAGAGUGUAGAAAUUUUGAACAAGGGCUAAAGGCCUAUGGAAAAGAUUUUCAUUUGAUUCAGGCUAAUAAAGUUCGAACAAGGUCAGUUGGUGAAUGUGUAGCAUUCUAUUAUAUGUGGAAAAAAUCUGAACGUUAUGAUUUCUUUGCUCAGCAAACGCGAUUUGGAAAAAAGAAAUAUAAUCUUCAUCCUGGUGUAACGGAUUACAUGGAUCGUCUUCUAGAUGAAAGUGAAAGUGCUGCUUCUAGUCGAGCACCAUCCCCUCCCCCAACUGCCUCAAACAGUAGUAACAGCCAGUCUGAGAAAGAAGACGGCACUAUAAGCAAUAGUAAUCAGAAUGGGGUGUCAUCUAAUGGACCAGGUGAAAUGUUGAACAAAGAAGAAAUAAAAGCUGAAGGGUUACAUGUGAAUGGACCAACAGGUGGAAAUAAGAAACCACUUCAUGCAGACGUGGAUACUAAUGGUUAUGAAACAGAUAACCUUACCACUGACCCAAAACUUGCCCAUAUGACUGCAAGAAAUGAAAAUGAUUUUGAUGAAAAAAGUGAGAGACCUGCCAAAAGGCGAAGGGUAAACAGCAGUGGAAAAGAAAGUCCAGGUUCUUCUGAAUUUUUCCAGGAAGCAGUGUCACAUGGAAAAUUUGAAGAACUUGAAAACACCGAUGACUAAAUUUUAGACUUAUUUUACUUUCUUUGGAGUAAAAUCUGGUGUGACUAAAAUUUUCAGGGUUGAUGGGUUACCUUAAAAAGUUGAUUUCCUUGAAGCAGUUGGUUAAAUUUGAAAUGAGUCCUGAUUUUAGUAAGAUUUCAUAAUUCUGCCCUUUGUAGACUUUUUACUUUAAAAGUGUAAAGACCCUGUUAAGGCUAUAACAAAUAGUUUAGUAAAUUUGAAUGAACUAUGGAAAUAUCUGUACCUUCUCAUUUGAUAUGUUAAUCUUAAAAGCUCACUACCGGUACUUUUUGCUUAGUUUGAUGGCAGAGAAGAAAAAACCAAGUUCUGAUUUCUGUUGAACACCAGCUUUUCUGAGUUUCUUGAAAUGUCUUCUUUUUUUAAGACAUUUUCUCUCCAUACAAAUUGAGUGUCAUUAUUAAGGAAACCCUUAUGAAUCCUGAAAGUUAUGCUAGCAUGAUUUUUUAUAUAUAGAAGUUUAAAAAUAAACCAAGUCAGGUUUGUAUAUGUAAAAUUGUUGACAUCAAUGAUGUCUUUCCAUAUUCUUAUCUGGGCUUAAGAAAUACAUUCUGUAUUUUUCCAGAUUCUUUGUAGCCUUUGAAAGAUUUUUACAGUACAUAUGUCUUGACUGAGCUGUCCUUUCUUAAUACAAAAGCUUGUAUAAUUUUCUUAACUUGUACAGUUGGUAAACUUUUAUGAGAGGAAUUGAUAUUCUGAGUCUGUCAGCUUUCAUUUUAUUUUGCUAAGGUUUUUCUAAUGAAUUUUUAAGUGUUUGUGUAGUAACUAAGUCAUGUUUCUUAUACAGGUGGUAAAAGCAUUCAUAAAGGAUUGUGAAAAUUUGUUUUUUCAAAUUUCUACUUAAGGACAAAUAGUUUGAGAAUUCUGAAAUUAAGCAUGAUACCUAGAUCGCAUAGUUUGUUUUGCGUUUGCUAUAAUUUUCAAAAUUAUUUUUGAAGCAAGACAAAAGUUUAAUGUUAGCUUAAGUGCUUAAAUGUAUCAUGCUGACCAGAAUCCUGUUCGAUUAUUUUUAUAUGCAUUAUAAAAUUUCCCAUUUUUGCAUUAACUAAACAGGGGAAAAGGUCAAGCAAUAUUUAGAUAUUGGCACACACAAGGAGUUGGCAGAUAACAAUAUUGAUUUUAUGUGGAAAAAGUGAUGAAGUUGAGUGUAUUUCCAAAAUGAAGAUAAGAUGAAUAACCAUUGCUCUGUGUGAUUACAAAUAGGAUCAUCUAUUUGCAUAGCCUUUCAAGAGUGCCAUUUUAUUUUUAGUGCAAAAUUCUUGUUAAAAAUGUAGUUUUAUACAGCUGAUAGACCAACCUAUAUCCAAACUUUUAUAAAAGAUUAUUAACUAUUCUUGUUUUUUUCACACAGGCAAACCCCAAAUGCUUCUACCAAUUCAUUUUCAGCCAUCAGUUCAAGAGCCAAUGCCUUUUUAAAAUAAAUCUUCUGUGGUCUUGUUUUUAAUGGCUCAACUGUUUAAUACAAUUGAGUAAAGGUUUGCACUGAGAAAUUAUGGUUUAGGCCUUACCCCCAUGAAGUAUUACUAUUAACAUAUGUUCAGAACUGCUUCCUUCCACCAAUGUGAACAACUCUUUUCCCCAAACAGUGUUAAAAAGCCACUUGACAACACUUGACUUCAUAUAAUGUACGUUCACUGUUACUACAUACAUAUCCAAGUAAAUCAGAGUUUUGGGUGGAACUGUUGAGAAGCCUGAACUUUUUGUUUUUGUUUUGUUUUACCCUACAACAUUUAAUUUAUCCAGAAUGGCAGCUUUAGCAGAUGGUCACAAUCCGUUUUCUAAAUCAGUUUUUAUUACACAAAUCCAAAGUAUCCUAGCUCCUAGCUCUUUGUCAAAGAUGGUCUAUAGACGUGUUUCAAAUGAAUAGUGACGCUGUACUUUUUAAGUUGUUGCAAUAUUAGAGACGCUGUUUUCACCUUUUUUUAAAGAUGCAUUUUGUUUGCAGGUUUGUGAAGUUCUUGGAAACUAAUUACAGGAACAUUUUUAUUAAAUUCUCAGGCAUGUUUGCAAAUAUGGCACAUGUAUACAUGUUAGGAAAUUUUACUUUUCUUAAUCUUACCUUUUUAAAGUAUACCUAAUAAAAAGACAUUCCACUACUAUAAUACAUAAUGCUCAGCCUUUCAUGAAGAAAUAUGAAUUGUAUUUUGUGUUUAUACAGGUAUUUCACAGUACUUUGUUCUUCAUAAUGCAGCCACUAUAACUUGAUAAGUCAUUGCACUACUUUAAAAUUUUUAGUAAUAUCAUGAAUUUAAUUUGCUUUAAGAUUUAGUACAUUUCAUAACUCUUGAACUCUUAAACUGCAUUGGGAAAAGAAGACUUUGGUAAUAGUUUUCCCCCACCCCAUACCCACCCUCAGCAAAGCAC